UAAAUCAAUCUCUGGUCUUGUUGCAGCACCACCAUGUUGCUGAACCCAAGCCUGCCUAGCCACAACCUGACCCUCGGCGAACCCUUCGCCGAGGCUAGGGCUGCCGCUGGCGGUGAGAAGCUGGCCGGCGUCGACCUGCCGCCUGAACUCGUUGGGCUCGUUGAUCCCCACUGGCUGAGCUUCCCUCCUGCCUCAGACGCCGACCACAUGAUCCUUGGCGUUAUCUAUUUCUUCAUCUUCUUUGCAGGCGUUAUUGGGAACAGCGUGGUGCUCAUUACCUUCCUCACAACUAGGGCAUUGCGAACUUCCUCGAACCUGUUCCUGGCCAACCUUGCCGUCCUCGACUUGGUCAUGAUGUCCCAGUUGCCCAUUUUCGUGGCCAACUCUCUUUACCAAGGACAGGUGCUUGGCACUGUUGGCUGCAAUCUCUUUGGAACUUUGGGAGCAAUUUCCGGAAUGGGAAAUGCUGUUAACAACGUCGCCAUUGCUUACGAUAGAUAUAGGUCUAUUUCCUCCCCUAUGGAUGGUCGUAUGUCAAUGAAGACCGCUGCUAUCUUCAUCGCCUUUGUGUGGUUCUAUGCCAUGCCCUUCUCUCUGAUGCCCGCCUUCGAGAUCUGGAACCGAUACAUCCCUGAGGGAUACCUGACCACUUGCUCUUUCGAUUAUCUGACCGCCUCUCGGGACACCUCCGUUUUCACCAUCUGCAUCUUCGUCUAUGCCUACGUUGUUCCCGUUCUGUGUCUCGUAUUCUUCUACUCCAGGAUCUUGGCCCACGUGCGUGCUCACGAGGAGGCCAUGAGGCUGCAGGCUAAGAAGAUGGGCGUCAAGUCCCUCACCGCUGGCGAUGAGGAGAAGUCCGCCGAAAUCAAGAUCGCCAAGGUCGCAGUUGGAAUUUUCUUCCUUUUCCUGUGCGCGUGGACUCCUUAUGCCACCGUCGCCCUCCUUGGCUGCUUCGGCUCCAACAGGGCCGUGCUGACUCCCUUCGCCUCAAUGGUGCCCGCUGUCUUCUCCAAGACUGUGGCCUGCCUCGACCCCUGGGUCUACGCCAUCAGCCACCCCAAAUUCAGGGAGCACAUUCACAACAAGUUCCCUUGGCUCAUCUCUGCUGGCCCAACUGCAGCCAAGAAAACCUCUGACAGUUCUUCAAUGGCCUCAGCCGAAACUGCCAACAUCUCCGACAAGGCUGAUGCAUAAACGAGCCCUGUUAAGCAGACGAUCGGAUUUAACCGACGACGAACCUCUGAUUUUCCUUAAUCUUUUGGCGAAAACCAACAAUUUCCGAACGAGUGCUUGCACUCUGACUACUUGCAAUUGCGCUCAACUAAUUUGUAAAAGAAGAGCUAUAUUCCAAAGAGGACUGAAUUACCCCCGAAAUAAACCUUGACCCUGCAUUACAAAAAACAAAAACUGCACUUAUUAUUUUCAUUCCAAUUAAUCCACCUCCGCACCAAAUAACUUGAAAAAAAAAAUUAAUGAUUUCAUGCAUGAAAAUACACUCCCAGUAAAAUCAAGUAUGAAUGGCCUUUUUGCCCUUCCAAUUUGAAUUCGGAAAACCGUACAAAGCAUGAACGUGAGAAAGAGAAAAGCUAUUAAUUAAUAGCCAUACGCAAACAGUUUACCAACAGAGGCUUACUAAUACUAUUAGAGGAUUUUUGUGUGCUCUGCCUUUGCUUUGUAUGUGCGAUUAAUCUAUUCAGAGGAAAGCCUU
Molecule: messenger RNA, 1708 nt
Organism: Neocloeon triangulifer
Lineage: Eukaryota; Metazoa; Arthropoda; Insecta; Ephemeroptera; Baetidae
Product: opsin, blue-sensitive-like
Exons: 4
Coding region: 34-1194 (386 amino acids)
Biological process (GO): G protein-coupled receptor signaling pathway; visual perception
Cellular component (GO): membrane
Molecular function (GO): G protein-coupled receptor activity
Source: RefSeq, a predicted model, not a curated record